GCGACGUGGAGCGGAGCGGUGCGGGCCGUGGCGGUGGCGGCGGUGGUGGCACAGCCAUGUGGGUGGCGGCGCUGGCGGCGCUGCUGGCGGCGGCGGGCGCGCAGUACGAGCGCUACAGCUUCCGCAGCUUCCCGCGGGACGAGCUGAUGCCGCUGGAGUCGGCCUAUCGCUACGGGCUGGACCAGUACAGCACCGAGAACUGGCCCGAGAGCGUCAGCUACCUGGAGGUCAGCAUGCGGCUGUACCGCCUGCUGCGCGACAGCGAGGCGUUCUGCCACCGCAACUGCAGCGCCGCCGGGCAUUCUCCUCCCGCGUCCCCCGCACCAGCGGGCGCGGAGCUGCAGGAGCUGCGCCUCCUGUCCGGGGUGCUGCGGAGGGCGCAGUGUCUGCGGCGCUGCAAGCAGGGGCUGCCCGCUUUCCGCCAGGCGCAGCCCGGCCGCGACCUGCUCGAGGAGUUCCAGCGCCGCGAGCCCUACAAGUACCUGCAGUUCGCCUACUUCAAGGCUAAUAAUCUUCCAAAAGCUAUUGCAGCAGCUCACACGUUUCUUCUGAAACAUCCGGAUGAUGAUAUGAUGCAAAGAAAUAUGGCCUACUAUAAGAGCAUACCUGAUGCUGAGGAGCAUAUYAAAGACUUGGAGACAAAGCCUUAUGAGAAUCUCUUUGUCAGGGCUGUGAGAGCCUACAAUGGUGACAAUUGGCGAACRUCCAUCUCCGACAUGGAACUGGCUCUUCCUGAUUUCUUCAAAGCCUACGAUGACUGCACAGCAGCCUGUGAAGGCUCCCGAGAGAUCACAGAUUUUAAAGACUUCUAUCUUUCCAUUGCAGAUCAUUAUAUCGAAGUCCUUGCAUGCAAAGUGCAGUGUGAGAGCAAUCUGACACCCAUUAUAGGAGGCUUUGUUGUUGAAAAAUUUGUGGCCACCAUGUACCAUUACUUGCAGUUUGCAUAUUAUAAAUUGAAUGACAUGAARAAUGCAGCUUCCUGUGCUGCUAGUUACCUCCUGUUUGAUGAGAAAGAUGAAGUAAUGAAACAGAACAUGGUCUAUUACCAGUACCACAAAGACAAAUGGGGACUUACAGAAGAGGAUUUUCAGCCCAGAUCGGAGGCAGUUCGAUACCACAACAUAACCACACUCCAGCUGGAAAUGUAUGAAUUCGCGAAGGAGCAUCUGAUGGAUGAUGAUGAGGGCGAAGUUGUGGAAUUCCUUGAUGAGCUGCUAGAAGUGGAGGAAAAGAAGGAAUCCUGAAGAGUGAAACCACCACGAAGUAUUUUACAGCAGUGGACUCACCGUUGCUCCUUACUAUUGUUUUUUUAUCACCUAUAGUUCCAGUUAGAUAUACCUCAAAGGUGCUUUUUUAAGCUGCACCUUUUGUCCCAAGACCCACUCCUGAAAGGUCACUUCCAUGCUGCACUGACUCCUCCGUGGGCAUGGCUUUUCACUGUGCAGAACUGGUGCAUAUGAGUUUCCCCCUUGAGCUUUCUUUCCUUUACAGAAACACAACUGAACAGACUGUUUCUGUUUUCUGGGAUGACACUAAGGUUUCUCACUUUGGUGCUGUUCUACUAAGUUGUAGCAGUACAGCUAAAUUCUCAAGAACUUUUGUCGGAUUAUGAACUAUGGAAGACAUAAUGGUUCCUCUUUCUGAGCUAUGAGUUGUAUUAUUUAUGUAUGUCUUUUUAUGUGAUGGUGAAUAAAGUGAUAAUGAAUUCCAGCRAAAGAUAUUAAGGUACAUUUAAACAGCUGAAAUAAUGUGAUUUAAAAAGCACAACUAGUGAUCUUGUAAACAUUGCUUAAAGAAUUCUGGAAGCAGUGUUGAUCUUUCUUGAAAACUAAGUUAAAUCCCAUUAUAUGAAACCGAGAAUAAAAAUAAUUUUUUUCUUCCUA
Molecule: messenger RNA, 1883 nt
Organism: Malurus melanocephalus (red-backed fairy wren)
Lineage: Eukaryota; Metazoa; Chordata; Aves; Passeriformes; Maluridae
Gene: CRTAP
Product: cartilage associated protein
Exons: 7
Coding region: 57-1244 (395 amino acids)
Biological process (GO): peptidyl-proline hydroxylation to 3-hydroxy-L-proline; collagen fibril organization
Cellular component (GO): endoplasmic reticulum
Molecular function (GO): collagen binding; protein binding
Source: RefSeq, a predicted model, not a curated record